Messenger RNA from Racocetra fulgida, 341 nucleotides. The record is from the annotation of a GenBank genome assembly. Lineage: Eukaryota; Fungi; Glomeromycota; Glomeromycetes; Diversisporales; Gigasporaceae.
AUGUUGUCUACCAUUAAACCACCAGAAGUUGACUCAGAUGAUGAUCUUCCAUCAGAAGAUGAAAUUUUAUUCAACAAAUUAAACCAAGAAAAUCACUACGUGAGAACACGAGAUGUUAUAUUGAUCACUGAUUCAGAUGACAACGAACUGUCUACCACGGCUGCAAAUAAUAAUAAUAAUGAUUUUACGUAUAUCAUCAACAACGAUCGUUCUCUCAGAAUCAGUAAGAAGGAUAUACGAGCCAAUUUAAACCGAUUGGUAAGAAGACUCAAAACUAAAAAGGCUAUUAAACAUAUCAUCGAUAUAUGUAAACAUAAAGAAAAAUACGAGUAUUACAAAAA